CCAGAGCCCCGCCUCUUCCGGUGCAUGACUGAUCAUGGCGCAGGGGCAGCGCAAGUUCCAGGCGCGGAAACCGGCGAAGAGCAAGACAGCUGCGGCAGCCUCGGAGCGGAACCGGGGCCCGAGGAAGGGCGGUCUCGUUAUCGCACCCAAGAAGGCACGCAUCGUGCAACAGCAAAAGCUGAAGAAGAACCUGGAGGUCGGGAUCCGUAAGAAGAUCGAACAUGAUGUGCUGAUGAAAGCCAGCACCAGUCUGCCCAAGAAGCUGGCCCUGUUGAAGGCCCCCACCAAAAAGAAGGCAGCAGCCCCUUCCUCCACCAAGACGCCUUCCUAAGGAUGCAGCCCAGCAGAGGCCAUCACCGCAACCCUCUCUGUGCUCAGACCUGUGCAGGGAGGAGGGAACGUGCUCCCCAGAGCCUUGGGUUGCGCCUCAAACUUUACUGGGGGCCUGGCCCGUGAGCAGGUGAUCAGCAGGUCAGAAGUGCACCGACUCGCUUCCCAGGGUGCCAAGGCCAAGCGCAGGCCAAGGCCAGGAGGAUGCCUUCACCAGCUUCCUGUGUCCCCCUCCCCCUCCCCACAUCCUGUCUCCACUGGUUUAACCCGGAGCAAUAAACCUGACUUUGUCAUUCC
Molecule: messenger RNA, 627 nt
Organism: Balaenoptera ricei (Rice's whale)
Lineage: Eukaryota; Metazoa; Chordata; Mammalia; Artiodactyla; Balaenopteridae
Gene: C3H19orf53
Product: chromosome 3 C19orf53 homolog
Exons: 3
Coding region: 35-331 (98 amino acids)
Source: RefSeq, a predicted model, not a curated record